AUGUUGGGGCGCCGCGGCAUCUUGGGCUACCGCUCUACCCUCGCUGGUCUGGUUCGUGCUCGGCGCGGUGCUGGAACGUCCAACAUGGAGGCCCUUGUGGAGAUGACCGGCUUAUAUGGUGGAGAAAGGCUGCGAGGCGACUGGUGCACGUGGUACAAGUAUCGGAGCUGA
Molecule: messenger RNA, 171 nt
Organism: Baudoinia panamericana UAMH 10762
Lineage: Eukaryota; Fungi; Ascomycota; Dothideomycetes; Mycosphaerellales; Teratosphaeriaceae
Exons: 1
Coding region: 1-171 (56 amino acids)
Source: RefSeq, a predicted model, not a curated record